Messenger RNA from Hydractinia symbiolongicarpus, 5425 nucleotides. RefSeq names its product integrin beta-1-A-like. The record is from RefSeq and is a predicted model, not a curated record. Gene Ontology annotation, biological process: cell adhesion mediated by integrin; cell-matrix adhesion; cell migration. Gene Ontology annotation, molecular function: integrin binding. Gene Ontology annotation, cellular component: cell surface; focal adhesion; integrin complex. Bases 558 to 2747 code for a protein of 729 amino acids. Lineage: Eukaryota; Metazoa; Cnidaria; Hydrozoa; Anthoathecata; Hydractiniidae. The transcript has 21 exons.
UAUCCUUUGGUAGAAAGCAGCAUUUUCAGCAAUAUUACAAUUGUCACUUUUCUGUAAUGAGUAAACAGUUAUGAAGUUAUUAAAAAGGAAUAAACAGUGUUAAAAGAAAUGUCAUCUGUUGUAGUUUGUAACUAAACAAAAUAAAUUAUUUUUUAAAUGCAACCAAUCAUACGGUUUAGAACCUGGCUUAGUAUUUCUUGUAGUACCAUAAAAAAAACAUUUUACUCCAUAAAUAGUUUAUGUGUCUUGCGAAUGCUUUUGACAUAACAUUUAAAAAUGUGUAAUAUUUUUAAUUUUGUAUACACCAUAAUAUACAAUAUUUUUACAUGAAAUAAGACAAGACAAAAUAUGUGGAAUGAGUUGCUUAUGGUGGGGCUGUUGGCGUGUUCAACUGUACGUGGGCAAAAUGAUAAUCCUUGUACCCAAGCUCCUGAUUGUUCAAGCUGUUUGAAAGCAGGUGGUCGUUGUUACUGGUGCGCGGACGUGGAUUUUACUGAUGGAGAGAAUUCUCGCAGGCCUAGAUGCAAUUUUAGGUCGGUGUUAAAGACUACUCAUGGAUGCAAAAAUAUUGUUAUGGAUGCAAAAAUAUUGUUAUUGAAGACGGAAGUGUGAAGCUAACACAAGAUGAUAAAUUCGAUUCCCUUGUUCAAGUUCGUCCACAAAAGGUUCAACUUAAACUUAGAAAAGAUCAAACCCAAACAUUUAAAUUAACUGUUCGACCUGCAAAAGACUUUCCUGUGCAGCUAUAUUAUCUUAUGGACAUGUCUAGAUCUAUGGAUGACGAUUUGACGAAGCUAAAAACAUUGGGUACAAAGAUAGCUGAAGAAAUCAAAACGAUCACUGCAAAUUACUCUCUUGGUUUUGGAACUUUUGUAGACAAAACAGUUUCACCGUUUGUCCAGAUUGAAAAGCUAAAUAAACCUUGUUUGACAGAAAGCAAGCAAGCGUGCAUGCCAACCUUUGGAUAUAAACACAAUUUUGACUUCAACAAAGAUGCAAAGAAAUUUGAAGAGGCUGUUGCAAGUCAAAAAAUUUCAGGAAAUCUUGAUACUCCUGAAGGAGGUUUUGAUGCAUUAAUGCAAGUAGCAACAUGCUCAUCACAAUUAGGGUGGGCAGAUGUUAGAAAAGCUAGAAGAAUUGUUGUUUUCGUCACUGACGCAAGUCCUCACAUUGCUGGAGAUGGGAAACUUGGUGGUAUAAUUUCACCUAAUGAUGGAGCAUGUCAUCUACAGCGGAUCGGUCCUGUUGAAAAGAAAUACACACAAUCUAACCAGCAGGAUUAUCCCUCUAUAUCGUUGUUAAAAUCAAAAUUGAAAGAAAACAAAAUUGUUCCUAUUUUUGCUGUCACCACUGAUACAUAUGGUGUUUAUCAGAAAAUAUCUGAAGAGUGGAAAGAUCUUUUGGCCGCCAUUGGUGUGUUGAAAAAAGACUCUUCAAAUAUCGUAGAUUUAAUUCGAGACAAAUAUAAGUCAAUCUCAACUACAGCACAUCUGGCCAGUGAUAAGUUACCUGAAGGUGUUAUAGUCAAUUUUAAAGUUCAACCAGGCUGUCCAAAUACAGCCAGAAAUAAUGAGUGUACUGAUAUGAAAGUGAAUACAAAUGUUGAAUUUGAAGUUGGUGUAACAGCUCUCACAUGCCCGAAAGAUUGGAAAACCAAAGAUAGAAGCUUCAAGAUCACUAUUCCAGUAUUUGGUGAUGUGGAGGUUACGAUAAAAAUGAUUUGUGAUUGCGGCUGUGAAACAAAAACAACGGAAAUUGAAGAAAAUUCUUCAAAGUGCAACGGAACAGGUGCUUUCAAGUGUGGCAUUUGUUAUUGCAACGAAGAUAGAUUUGGUCAAAAAUGUCAAUGUAAUAGUAAAGAUCAGGCUGAUGAAUCAUUAUGCAAACGAAACAAUACCGAGUCAGCAGGUCGAAUUUGCAGUGGGUUUGGUACAUGUGUCUGUGGCAAGUGUGAAUGUGCCAAUAGAGAGAUCGAAGGUGAGUUUAUAACAGGCAGAUACUGCGAGUGUAAUAACUUUGGUUGUCCAAGAUACGAGGGAAAAGUAUGUGGAGGCCCUGAUAGAGGAGUAUGUGAAUGUGGCCGAUGUAAAUGCAAAGAAACAUUUUUGGGAGAAAAUUGCGGUGAAGUGAACUGCACCAGAGAAAGAAUCAACUGUGUCAGCGACUUGGCUAAGAAUACAGUAUGCAAUGGAAAAGGAAAAUGCGCCUGUGAUCAUUGCGAAUGUGAUCCUGGUUAUAAGGGAGAAUUAUGUGAAAAAUGCGUGUCUUGUCCUGGUAAAUGCUCCAACAGCAAAGAUUGUGUCCGUUGUUUGGCAUUUAAAGAACCGAAUAAAGAGUUUUGCGACAAAUUGGAAUGUAGCCAUAUAAACUGGAAAUGGGUAAAUUCCACAACAGAACAGUGUUCUAUCAAAGAUGACAACGAGUGUUUUGUUAUAUUCAGUUUCCAGCAAGAUCUUGUCAACGAAACGAUUUUAGUGCAGCGAGAAAAACGUUGCAUUGAUGUAAUUAAAAAGGAAAUCAACAUUCUUGUUAUUGUGUUGGGAAUAAUUGGUGGUAUUGUACUUCUUGGUCUAAUUUUGUUGUUGUUAUGGAAACUACUAAUCACAGCCUACGAUAAUUAUGAGUAUCAACAGUUGCUAAAAAAUCCUGGUGUAUUCCCGGAAGAAAUAAGUCCGAUCUUCAUCCCACCAAAGCAAGAAUUUCGAAAUCCUACAUUCAAUGGUAACCAAGAAGAAAGUGUUAUGUGAAAAUCAAGUCUUUCAAAAGAAUGAUGAAAGUUAAAAACACAGUAUAUUUUUAAUUAUUGCUUUGUGCAUUUUAACGCAAUGCAUUGGCUUUUUUAGUGGCGCCAUGAGUCGCAUUGUUAGAUCAUUGCGUUACAAGAUAUAAAGAGAGUUGAUUUUUUGGAAAUCUUUUAGAUAAUCUUCAAGUUAGAUGUUAUGAAAUGCUUGUUUUUUUAUCGAACGUUAUCCUAUUUCAUUACCCAAUCUGUUACUGCAUUUUCGUCGCGCAAUAUGCUUUAAAUAACUCGAUGGAAUUAUUAAAAUAGGACGUGGCGAACUUUGAAAAGAAGAUUACCGGAUGUUCGAGUUAUUAAAGGUUCGAGUUAUCUUAUUAUGUUGUGCAUCAAGCGUGUGAUCCAAACUGUAAAGUAUAAUAAAAGUUUGAAUUAGUUCGCAGUGCAGACUUGCACGUUGAAAAUGCGUAAUUAUUUUUUAGACAAACUUCAUAAAAAAAGUGGCUUUAGAAAGGAAUUCACUCGUUAAUAGGAGGCUUCAUAAUUAUUCUAACUUUAACACAAAACAAUAACGCAUUAGGACGCUGUUUUCAGACGGGGGAGGGGGAGGAAUCUCUAUAUGGACUAUUUUGGUCACUCCCCGACGUAUUUUAAGUACUUUUUUUUCUUUUAUGACUAUUGAUUAUGAAAAUAUAAUUUUUGACCAAACUUCUCCUUUAAAAAAGAUAGUAUUAUGUCGUGCGCAGAUUUCGUGCAAGGGUUACAUUGGCACACAUCAUUCAACAUCAUUUUAAAACUCUGUCCACCUGGUUUACGCAUGCGCAAAAAUUUUUUGCAAACUAACAGUCACGGUUGGCGAUUUGAUGCUUUCGGCCAUUAUUUGAAAAAUCGUUGUCUCAAAUAUUUUGUUUAAUAUGCGCCGCUUUAAACGUCGUAGAUAUUUUUUAUUAAUACUUUACAUUUACCCAGGGUAAAAGAACAGUCGGAAUUAAAAAUAGUACCCAGGUCACUAUAAUCCCACAACAAACGAUAUUGUUGCCAUGGGAAUCAUAAAUACUAUUUGUCGUCACGGGAAUUAUAGUAGGAAUUUUUUAUUUUUAAUUGGUUUAUUUAAAAAAAUGAAAGUAUUAUGCACGAAUUAUAAAAAGUCUACAAAUAUUUGUAAGACAUAAAGAAAUGUGUGUUUUUACAAAAAAUGAAAUUAAACGUCGGUUUUUGAAUGCAAGUAGAAUUGGAAUUUACAAAAAUAAAGUUUGAUAAAACAUCUCUUCAUAAUAUUUCUUCACAGCUUUUUGUAUUAUUUUUAUUUUUAUAUGUUUGUAAAACUAUUUAAUGUUAUAGACUUAUGUUAUAGACUUUCAUUUUGUAACAUUUCAAUUUUGUUGUUGUUGUUGUUGUUUUUAUUAUUUUUUUGUAACUUUGUAACUAUGCGUCAUAACAACGUACGUGAUUUCGAAGCGAAUUUGUUGCAAAAAGUUUGUAAUGAUGUGGAAAUCAAGCCAAAGUUUUCAACAACGAUACAGCAAGGCUUGAUGUAAGAGCCAGGGGUUUUGGGCGUCCAAACAGUCUGCUUACUCAGAUAUACGUUUGACCAAUGUAAAUGCCCCAUCGCAAAUUGAAACGUCAAUUAGUAAGAUAUAUAAGAAGCAUGAAGCUGAAAAAAAAAACGCAAAUACAAUCAGCGUGUAUUUGAUAACGAACAUGGAACAUUUACCCCACUUGUCUUUUCCAUAAAUGUGGGAAUGAGCAAAGAAUCUUCUGUAUUUCACAAAUUUCUUGCAGAAAAAAUGUCACAGAAAUCCGGCGAAUAUUAUGAUUUGGAGGGGAUGUAAACUCUGUGCCUUAGAGUUUUCAGGUUUUUGAAUACCAAGUUGCACACAGAGGUGGUUAUGAUUUUGAUCUUGCCUGUCCAGAUGCCAGAAUAUAAAUUUUUUUUUUAUUUUAUUUAGUCACGCAUGCGCACUUCUCAUCUAUUCAGUCAAACACUGAGUCUCUUGCGUCUGCAAUAUUAAGAAUGAUGGCUAUCUCAAGCAAGUGCCGUAUCAACGGUUUUGCCAUAUUUGCUAGCUAUAUAUGAUUUUUAGCCAAUGAAAUUCUAGGAAAUUUAAACAAUUGCGCAAUCCAAUAUGCGCAAGAAAAAUAUCUGCACUUUUAUAAUUACACCCAUUCAGAAAAAGUAGAUGGUGAUAAGUGAGACAUGUUUACUUUAAGUAUUUAUAAAUUAUUUUCAAACCCUUCUGACAAAUAACUAGCUAUUUAUUCGGUAACAUUGGAAGAAGAUAGAUUCAUAAAUUUUUAAUAAAUAAUAACUGUGCAAUCCUAUUUUCAUAAAAAAGUUUUUUAAUCUAAUCUUUUUUUGUUUUUUUCUUUUUACGUGUCCUUUAAAUACAACGUUUUGAUAAAAACAAUGGUUAUUAUUUCUAAAUUCUGAUCAAAACGUAUAUCUUUGUUUACAUCAGCUUUUUCAUUGUGAACAUUUUUUCACUUACAUUUAAGAAAAUAAUAAACUCGAGCUUUUUUCGAUAAAGCGGAAAAUGCAGUCGUAUGAAACCUACUUUAACUUUUUCUAUUUUUAUAGAUAAUAUUAGGAAUAGAUCAAUCAACUAACACAAAAUGCUAAAACAAAAAAAAUAUGAUUGGAAGGACAGUAAUAUCGCAGCUUUUGGUUCAAGUGAAGAUCGAUCGGUA